AUGGGGAGGAUGAGAAUGGGACCGCUUGGCGACCCGAGUUAUUUGAGAGAAUAUGAAUGGGAUGAGACAGGCCGCACAGCAAUCUCGCUCAUCAUUGUCUCAUUUAACAAUUAUUCAGCAACAGCCAUACAGUUUGGAUUCGUCGAGAAUGAAGAGCUUGUCAUGUCUAAAACGUACGGAGAAUCAUAUGGCUGUAGCAAACGAGUUAUAAGGCUGAACCAUGAGACAGAGUUUGUGACUGGUAUAAGCGGGGAGAUGGACAAUGACUCUUAUAUUUCUUCUCUGACGUUUCAUACAAAUCUUAGAGCACACCAAGCAUUUCACUUGAAAACCAAUGUAGGAGAAAAAGCAUGUCCUCCUCUGAAAAUAGAGUUUCAUUCAGGAAUACUUGAUCGCAAUGAAUUUGAUGGCUUCUUUGGAUAUUAUAAUGCUUAUCGUUUGAUCACAAUUAAUUUCUAUGCGAGACACAUCUUACGUGGUGUGAAUAGGAUUAAAUAUGAGGAGUAA
Brassica rapa (field mustard) is the source of this 507-nucleotide messenger RNA. Its product is annotated as jacalin-related lectin 25. The record is from RefSeq and is a predicted model, not a curated record. Lineage: Eukaryota; Viridiplantae; Streptophyta; Magnoliopsida; Brassicales; Brassicaceae.